GUUGUCCAGUGUGGCUGAAUUUCUGUCAACGUUGCCAUCUCGCCCUGUUCGGUAGCCUACCUAGGCUAAUAGGCUAUGCACGUUAAAACCCGUGGAACUCAACCCUCCCGUUCCAUCCUCUCCCUUCCUCAUCACACCGUCCGGUGAACUGCUAUCAUGGAGCCGAAAAAUAACGGGACAACGACGUCUUUUUUAUAAGGACGUCUCUGCUACUGUCUUUUCGUUUCGGGUGGUGAAUUCCGUGUUCGUGUCGGAUUACGGCGAUGAGACAGUGGAACUAUCAUUUUGUUGUCUUGGAUUAGCCCUGUAAAAAAAUAUGAGAUUACAUCGACAUUUCGGCAGUGAAAAAAAAUUCCGUGACAUCUUUUGUUUGAUUCUGGAACCGGGAUUAAUGUAAUGUAUAUCUGCUUGAUUACAUUUUGUAACAUUGACGAACUGAAAGCGCUGCAGUCCCUGCAGCAGACAGUGACAUUGUGACAACGACAACCACACUGGAUUUUUAAUCUGCGCUCAUCACAAAUGAAAGACGUCUCUUCCUUAUUAUAUUCCAUAUUGACUAUGUUUGAUUACAGUCUAUAUUCUUUAGAUGACAUUGAAUAGAAAUUAUCGCGCUGAUAUAGAAAUCAUUGCGCCCCUUCAAAAGCACUGCAAUGCGAUGGUACCCCGUUUCAGUGAUGCCGCUCUUCAUCGAGGAUGCAACAACGAUGAGUUUUUACCAACAGCAAAAUGGCACAAUGCACUGGUCUAAUGUAUUAGGCUACUAUUGACCAGUUUAUUUUGAAGAUAACUUUUUUAAUACAUUUAGGUAUUUUGGUAUUUUAUUAGGAUCCCCAUUAGCUGUUGCGAAAGCAGCACAUUGAAGAAAACUACAUGAACAUUGCACAGCUAAAUAAUUUCAAUCAAUUGAUUUAUUGAUGGAUUAUUGAUAUCUCCAACCUGCUGGUACAAGACACUUUAUUUUAUUGCCUGAGCAAUCUGAACAGACACAAUUCCCCCCCAGUAAAACUGAGAGCAGAAAUUAUCUGUGAUGUUGGACUUCAAAAUGAAGGAGCUGUGUCGAAUCUGUGCCCGUGAGCUCUGCGGUAACCAACGGCGAUGGAUCUUCCAUCCCGCCUCCAAACUCAACCUGCAGGUGCUGCUGUCCCACGCCCUGGGCAUAGAGCUGACCCGCGAUGGCCGUGGGGAGUUCGCCUGCUCCAAGUGUACCUUCAUGCUGGACCGCAUGUACCGUUUCGACACAGUGAUCGCCCGUGUGGAGGCCCUGUCCCUGGAGCGCCUGCACAAGCUGCUGCUGGAGAAGGACCGGCUUAGACAGUGUGUAGGAGGCCUCUACCGGAAGAACAAUACUGAGGACCAGACCCCGGAUCAGACUGGGAUGGGGAUGGGGCUGGUGGGUACUGGGGAACGAGGGACAGAGGGUGGUGGGCGGUCUGAGGGUGACUCCCCAGUGGUGGACCUCUCAGCCCUGCAGGAGGCCAGGUACAGCGCCCUGCUCCAGGACGACCUGGCCUACUCUGUGUACGAGUCCUGGGCCGACCACGAGGACCAACAGAGCCCAGCCCCAGAGCCCCAGCACCAGCACCACACCCAGCAUCAUCACCCUCAGUGCCCAGGAUCAGAGACUCUCUCUGGGCAUCGCUCCAGGCGGUGCAGGGGAUGCGCCGCUCUCCGUGUGGCCGAUUCUGACUACGAGGCUGUGUGUAAGGUCCCUCGGCGGGUGGGCAGGAGGAGCACGUCUUGUGGACCCUCUACCCGGUACUCAGGCAGCACCAUGGGGGGCGAGGAGACCUCCACAGGGUCAGAGUCCACGCCUGUCCCCUCCGAGUCCCCUCCCAUGGAACCAGAGAGCGACAGGACGCUGUGUGACGGGGACCCAGAGAGGAUGACCCUCAGCCCGGGCACGUCGGUAGAAUCUCUGGACACAGCCGUGGACGUGGCUCGGCCCUGCGCCGCCCACCGAGAGGAAGAGGAGAGAGAGAGAGGAGAGAAAGAGCCAGGGAGGGCUCAGAGAAGUGACCCCCACCUCCAGUGGGAUGAGGCCCCCAGGGACAGGUCAGUCUCUGGGUUGACCCUGGAGCUGGCUCUAAGUCUAGUGAGGAACUGCGAGUACAGACCUCUAAAGUCCCCUCAAGGCAGCAAGCUCCCUAUCCUAGUUAAACCCAAACUGGAGACGGGUCUCCCCCUGUCCCUCAGGACCCCAGACUAUUACCUCUACUCCCACCCUGCCAUCCCAGAUCUGGUGACCCCCAGCAGUCAGCAGGAGCUGCAGACAGAGCUGUCAGAGAUGGAGCAGCAGUGGCUGGAUGACUAUGUGCAGUGUGGGCCCUUCCGCUUCCAGCAGAAACUGCUAGAUGAGCAGCAGGGCCAGUUGUCCCAGUACGAGAGUGCUGCAGGUCACUGUGUUGGUGAGCUCCUGAAGGCUCAGCUACAGGUCCACUCUCUACAGGCCAAGAUCAGAGAGAGCGAGGCCAGGAACCAGAAGCUGCAGGUGCAACUGGGGGACAUGGAGUGUGAGCUGCGCUUGGUCAGAGAGGAGGCACAGAGACAGGAACGAAACGUCCUCAACCUCACUGACACUGUCAACAGCAAGGAGACUGAGGCAGCAGAGUUAUACCGGGUCAUAGAGGAACAGAACAACAUGCUGUGUUCUCUCAAAGAGCUGGCCAACAGGAACCAGCUCCAGACUCUACAGGUGUCUGGGGCGGAGUCAGUGCGAGGGCAGGGGAAGGCGCUGGCCCUCCAGGGCUCUCUGUUCCAGGCCCAGCUGGAGCUGCAGGCAGGCCAGAGGGCCCAGCGGCAGGCUACCAGGAGGGAGGAGGACCUGACCAGAGCCCUGACCCGCCUGGAGCAAGACCUGCAGGGGGCCAUGGAGCACAGACACAGCACUGACAGACACAACCAGGACUUGCAUCUGGCGCUGGAGAAAGUUCGCUCCGAGCUGCAGCAGAGAAAGGAACAGCUGAAAGAAAAGGAGGGAGAGAGACUGAGAGAGGAGGAGGAGAUGGAGAAGACCAUCAGAGAGCUGAGGACCUCGCUUCAGAGCAAAACGCAGCUUGUGCAGGAGUACUCAGAGUUGUUGGACCAGCAGCAGGAGCCCAGGGACAAGAGGGAUUCUCUCCUCACCAAACUGAAAGAGCGCAUCAAGGAGAGAGACAGAGCACUGGAGCGAGCGGUGGAUGAGAAGUUCUGCUGUGUGGAGGAGAAGGAGGGAGAGCUGCGCCAGCUACAGCUACUGCUGAGAGAGAAGGAGAGAGACCUGGAGAGACAACGUUGUGUACUGUCCAACAACGAAGAGACCAUCAUGAGUCUGGAGGUGCUGGUGCGUGGGAAAGGUCUGGAGCAGGAGCAGGUGUGUGAGGCGUGGAGGAGUGUACAGUGCCAUCACGCAGACAGUGAGGAGAGACACAGCCGCAGCUUGAGAGAGAGAGACACACUCAUCAGCCAGCUACAGAACGCCCUGCACACACGCACCAAGGAGGCUGAGGACCUGACUGGAGCCCUGCUAGGUAAGGUGAAGGCAGGUCCCAGUGAGGUGGUGGAGGAGCUGAAGGCUCGCCUCUCUCUGAAGGAGAAACUGUUCCAGGAACUGCUGUCCGACCGUAGCCGCCAGGCCCAGGAGCACCACACACUGGUUCAGGACCUGCUCAACACCAUCAACACCAGGGACCAGUACAUCCAGGACUCGGCAGGUCGUCUGGGUGAGGUGAUGAGUGAGCAAACUGAACGUCUCCAGGAGCUCCGCAGACAGCUAACCUCUGGCUCCCAGGCCUACGGGUCUCAGCUAGGCCUCCAGGGUCCAGACCUCCAGGGGACCAGCCAGAACUUCCAGGCCCUGCAGGAUGAGCUGCGUCUGGCCCUGAGGAGGGAGAGGGAUGCCCAGGCUGAGCUCACAGCCCUCAGGACCAUGGCAGGCCAGACAGACAGGCCAGUCGACAGACAGGCAGAGUUUGGAGAAUUCAGCUCAGAGGAAGAGGAUGAUGUCAACAGUGACUAUGCAGACAGCACAGAGGAAGAGGAGUCCAAACUGACAGCUCAAACCCUAGCCACCAUGCAGAACCCAGAGCUUCGUGGAGGACCUGGGAUGGGAAAGCUAUCCCAGGAUGCUGUGGGAGAGGGCCAGGGGCUGGUGGAGGUGAAACAGUUGGUGCAACAGAAGAGGGUGGUGGAGAGAGAACUGCAGGAGCUUAAGGUUCAGCUGGAGAAGGCUGGCUUCUCCUCCCUGUCCCAGAUGAGGAAAGCCCUCUUCAGCCUACGCAUGGAGAAUGAGGAGCUGAAGUCUCACCAGACAGAGAGACAGCCAGAGACAGACCUUAGGCAUGAACAGAUUAUUCUGGAGGAAGAGGAGGAUGAAGAAGAGGAGGAGGAGGAGGACCUUUGUGGGUCUGAGCUGUGGGAGGCCUGGGAUGAUGAGUGUCCGUCCCAGGGGAAGUGCUGUGCCCUCAGGCCCACCCUGAGAGACCUUAGCCUAGGGAAGAGACACUGCACUAGGCCUGUCUCUCUGGACCUGGGAGCCCUGCUGUCCCACUCCAUACAGGAUGAGGAUGGUGAGGAUGAUGAGGAGGCAGGAGGAGAGGCUGGAGGCAGGCGGCACAGCGCCACGGAGACGGGGAUGGUUGAGAAGGCUGUACAUCUGCAGCUAGAGAGCAACGAGCUGAAGGAGAGACUCAUGGUGUCUGAGGCCACGGUGCAGGCCCAGGCUGAACAGAUCAAAGACUAUAGAGACCUACUGACGGAGACGUCAGUGCAGCAGGACAGUAAGCAGGUCCAGGUGGAUCUCCAGGACAUGGGUUAUGAGACGUGUGGUCGCAGUGAGAACGAGGCUGAGCGGGAGGAGGCCAGCAGCCCAGAGUUUGACGAUCUGGAGAUGUGCACAUCUCUGGAGUGCAGCGGCGCUCAGUGGUGGUCAGGCGCUGUGCAUCCUGGGAAGGCCGGUCCUCCAACAUCAACCUCCGAGGCUGACAACAUGACAUCUCUCCAGCGAUUGGUUGAGGACCUUCGCUCGCAGCUCUCCCGCUCUCAGACAGUGAUCCGGGGCCUCCAGGGCCGCCUGCGCUCUCUUUCUACCCCCAGCGAACCCUCCAACGGCCCCUCCACCCCCCGCAAGGUCAACUGGGGUGUCCAGUUCCAGGCCUCGCCCUCACAGAGCGGCCCGGAGGAGGACGAGGGCUGGGAGUCAUCUGGUGGUGGUCUGGGGCCCUCGCCGCGCCACCCCAAACCUGACAAGGACCUCCAGGAGCUGGUGUCCCGCGUGGGAGCCCUGGAGGACCAGCUGAGAAAGGGCAAAGGGACCCCAGGGCCCACUGAGGAGGGCAAGGCUACCACCUGGCCUGGGCCAGGGAAGUUUGACACUCUGAUCCAGGCCCAGGCCCGUGAGCUGUCCCACCUGCGUCAGAGGAUGCGUGAGGGGCGCGGGGUGUGCCACAUCCUGACCCAGCACCUGGGUGACACCACCAAGGCCUUCGAGGAACUGCUUCGUGCCAACGACAUAGACUACUACAUGGGCCAAAGCUUCAGAGAACAGCUGGCACAGAGCAGCGCCCUGGCACAGAGAGUCAGCACCAAGAUCAGCGGACGAGACCAUCCCGAGAUUCCUGACGACAAGACUGGCACAGAGCUGCUCGCCAUACGGCUGAGUAAGGAGCUCCAACAGAAGGAUAAGGUGAUCGAGUCUCUCCGUGCCAAACUCACCCAGCAUCAGCCUCGUUCCGACACACCAUGCAGUAGCCACGCCCUCUCUGACACCACCGACCAAUCAGAUCACAUCUCCUUUGUGUCCGAUGAGCAGGGCUCCACCAAUGAGGACCUGGAGCUGUGCUCAGACAUUGACGCAGCCAGCGAGUAUGGCCAGGAGGACAGAGGUGCCUCCACCAGAGCCAGGACAGAUUCUCACUGUAACAGUGUCCCCAUGUCACGUCACCCCUCCAUCCCUCCUUCCACCACUUCAUCCCACGGACACCAGUCUUCCAUCAGCUGUCCCAGCCUGCAGCGGUCAGCGGACACACAGACACAGACAGGUUUUGCCGUUCCUUCAGCCAAGCCGUUUGGUGGCUUCCCCAUAUCGGCUCACCCCCACCCCCAACCCCAGACAGACCCCUCCAGUUACCUGCCCCAGCCUCUGUCCUACCACACCUUCCACCCCGCUGGUCUGAACGCUAGCCUCAACGCUAGCCCUGCCAUGAAGGCAGGCGCCAGUCUCCUGGAGAGUAGUGCAAUGUGGGACAUGGCCUACGGUGCUCGGUCAGUGAGAGUUGGCGCUGCUGAUUUGUCAUCAGGGUCGUCAGGGUACCAAUCUGGUACCAGCCAUACAGGUUCUGACCUGAUGAACGAGCACCUGAGAGAGAUCAGGAGUCUACGUCAACGCCUGGAGGAUUCCAUUCAGACCAACGACCGCCUCCGACAGCAGCUGGAGGAUAGACUGGCCAACCAAGCCAGAGAUAAAGGUGCUCCCACCAACAUCUACAUCCAGGGCUUGGACUCUGUCAGCCAGCUGUCCAGUGAGAUCCGAGUUCUGAAAGCGGAGAACCUCAGCCUGCAGGCCCGACUCCAACAGGCCAGCAGAGAAGGCAGUAAGGAGGUGGAGCAGCUGCGGGAGGCGGUGCUGUUGGGGCGUGCCCGUGUGAAGGAGGCGGAGUUAGAGACAGAGCGGUGGGCGGAGCAGGGCAGGAGGCUGCAGACGCAGACAAAGGCUCAGACCCUGGAGAUCACUCAGCUGAAACAGGACAGGCAGAGCAACCAGGAGGCCAUCAACAGGUUGCAGCACGAUGUGAAUGUCCUGCAGCAGCAGUUGUGUGAGAGCCGUGGCCUGGCCCACUCUCUACAGUAUGACCUCCAGAUAUACCACAGAGUGUGUGGUGUCCCCAAGAACACACACACAGGUGAGGGGUCACACUCAUGGGAGUCUGCGCCCUUUGACCACAGGGACCUGCAUGUUCAGCUGGGGCAGCAGUUGACUUCUGGGACACGCCCUCCUGGAGCCAGGAUACAGCUCUUCCACGACCCUGCUCUCUCUCCCCCUGUCCGAGACACUGGACUCUUCAACCCUGCUUCCCCUCUCUCCCCCGCACUGGAACCCCAGGAGGUUGACUCUUCUCUGGAGGGCCAGGCUCCAGACGGCUCCUUCGCAAACCGUAAUGGCCGCCACGCUGUGGGCAACGUGGAUGACUUCAGCGCCCUGCAGCAGCAGAUCCUGGAGGGGCGUGUCCUCAUCGGCAAGAUGGAGGCUGCCCUCCAGGCCACCACCAACCACGCCCUGCUGGAGCUCAGCCUGGACAAGCCUGUGGACCCUGGCUGUGUGAGGCGUCUGUUGACUAGCACUAAGACCCUGAGGCAGAUCCUUGAGGAUGCCAGCUCCCUGCUCAGAAUGUUCUGGAGGGCAGCACUGCCCAGUAGUGAGGGGUCUACUCAGAGCACCAAGAAGGAGCUGUCUCUAAAGGAGGUCCACUCGAUGCAUCAGCGGAUCUCGGAGCAGGAGGAGGCUCUAAAGGACGCCAUGGAGAGACUGAAGAGCUCCAACCGCACCAAAGACAGCAUGGAACACUUCAUCGUCAGUCAACUGUCAAGAACAAAGGAUGUCUUGAAGAAGGCACGGACAAACUUAGAGGAGAACGAGCAGAGAAUGUCCUCCCUUGGCCUCACUUCUUUCCCCACCCCCUCUUCCUCCCAUCACUGGGUUGGUAAAGGUGAAAACCCAAGAGGCUUCUGUGAGCUCACCCAGUCUGCUGGUUGGGGUAUCGUGAAACCCCAGAUCCAGGCUCCAUCACCCAGGAUUCCUACGGUCCCGUGGCCUAAUACCCAGGGUCUGACCCAGGGGGUUAACAGACCGCGUUCCCUACAGGCAGCCUCCGUGAUGCACCAGCUCCAACUUCCUCCUAAUACUGGGAGACAGGAUACUUCCUGUUGAAACGGGAAACACAGGACAUAAUCUCAGGUUUCUAGUUAAAUAGGGAGAACACUUUAGUUGAGGGGAGACUGUCUGAUAGUCAGUAGGGGUUCAGCCAGGUGCUCUCUGUGAUGCUGUUUUAUGCCAAGCGGAACAGGGGUUAAUGAAUGUCGACGACUGUCUAUGUCAGGUGUUAUGUAUAGUUUAUGUAGGUGUUACGAAGGUACCUCAACUGAAGUAUUUCCCCUAUUUUACCUGAGACAUAAAUUAUGUUUUGAGCUCUAUAUGAAACCUCGUCAAGGAUCCUAUGACAAUCAACCUUGAGCAUCCAGGAAUAGGGGCUUUUAAAAAGCCAAACAAGACUAAAGUGCUUCCUUUUCGCUUCUAACAAGGCUAGAUUGUAAGUGUGUGUAUGUGUAAAGUAGUUGCAUGUUGUUUGAGGGAAAAAAGCCAUAUUUAUAGAUGUUAGAUACCUUGUUUGUUUCCUGUUUCGUACGAUACUUCUUCUGCCAUUGAAAUGGUAUGUUACUGAUGUCACAAGAUGUAAACACUAUUCAGAUUUUAAAGAUCCUAUGGAUGGGUUGACCCUAGAACUGUCUUCCUGCUGAAAUGCUAGAACCUGGAACCAUACUAUAGAUGUAAAGAUUGUUCCCACCUUUAAAUCAGACAUACUGCUGCCAGCUGCAAUACAUUCAACUAUGACCUGCUGAUUUAUUCCAAUGACCUAUUUAAGAAAGUGACCGGAGCAUUUGGUGCUUGGUCCAAAAUAAGUUAACAUUUUUAAAGUUUUAAAUUUUAAACAGAAAUGCCUCAGAGGCGAAUGGACCACACAAUGUUUUUCUUUCUCCAAAUUUGUAAAGUCGUUUUAAUUUGGGAUAACAUUCUAAGACAAUUUUUUUUCUAUAUUAUCUUCAUUCGAUUUUUUCUUUUUUUCUGUUGUGGUAACCAUAGAUGUUAUUUACUAUUAACAAAAUCUGUGACAAUCAUCAGCAGGAUAUGUGAAAACCUAGUUACUUACACUGGGAUAUGCAAAGCUGUAUCUGUAUAAGAUGGACUGUAUGUACAUAAUGGCAGGGGUGUACAUUAAAACAGCUUUUUUUCGUGGCAGGCAGGAAGAGGGGGUCUGGUGUCAAGGGCAUGUGUUAUAUACAAAAUAAGAUGUUUUGGGGAGAAGCUUUUCAAUAAAACAGGACUAAAAUAUGAA
This is a messenger RNA of Coregonus clupeaformis (lake whitefish), 9083 nucleotides long. RefSeq names its product myomegalin. Gene Ontology annotation, molecular function: zinc ion binding. NCBI's taxonomy places the organism in Eukaryota, Metazoa, Chordata, Actinopteri, Salmoniformes, Salmonidae. Gene Ontology annotation, cellular component: nucleus; microtubule organizing center. The transcript has 32 exons. Bases 1028 to 7900 code for a protein of 2290 amino acids. The record is from RefSeq and is a predicted model, not a curated record.